UAACCCAGUUGUACAGUAGGACCCAGCUGCAGCUUCUUGGUGCUUUUGUGUGUGUGUGUGUGUGUGUGAGGGGGUGGGGUUUUUUUUGUUUUUUUUGUUUUUUUUUUUUGCUUCUUUCUCCUGGAAUUGGGAGCUGCAUCUUGAAAACAAAAUGUGCAAGGGACUUGCAGCAUUACCGGCCACUUGCUUGAAAAGUGCAAAAGAUAUGAAGCAUCGUCUGGGCUUCUUGCUGCAGAAGCCAGAUUCAUAUGCGCACAGCUCUUCCCAUGGCAAGAAGGAGAAAGUGGCCCCAGCCCAAAGGGUUGGUCACGAAGAUGUCCAGCAAUGGGCUGACUGUUUGGAGAAUCUGAUCCAUCAUAACAUUGGGCUGGCUGCGUUCCGGGCUUUCCUCAAGUCUGAAUACAGCGAGGAGAACAUCGAGUUCUGGGCGAGUUGUGAGGAGUACAAGAAAACCAAAUCGCCGGCCGAGCUUGGCCCUAGGGCCAGGAAGAUUUACGAAGAAUUCAUCUCUGAGCAGGCCACUAGAGAAGUGAACUUGGAUUCGUGCACACGGGAAGUGACCAGCCGCAAUGUCCUUGAGCCCACCCUGUCAUGCUUUGAUGAGGCUCAGAGAAAAAUCUUCAUCCUCAUGGAGAAGGAUUCAUAUCGCCGCUUCCUGAAAUCUCACUUCUACCUUGACUUGGUCAGCCCGUCUGCGACCACCUGUGGGACUGAGAGCCACAAAAGUACUAUGUCUUCUACCUUAACCUGCACCUCUCCUUUGGUCCCUCAGUAUGCUUAGCUCCAAGUAGGGAGUUGGUAGGUCUCCUGGAAUCCCUGGAGGUGCAUGUCAGCUAACUUUGCACUGUUGCAGAGAGCUGCCUGCAGUCCUCACCUAUAUCCACUGUUUUACUCCACACCAGUAGAUCAGCCACCACUAGAUUGAGCAUCAAAACGUCUCAUCGCCUCAGCCACGUUCCAUGUGAGAGCCCCGGGAGGCAGGUUUCCUGAUGCUCAGUCGAUGGCAGCAUAAGUGUGAAAGCAUCAGGUGUGCAUUGUGUUCUUUCCAUGUGUUGCCAACACACACAUGUGGAUCCCAAACCACUUUGGUGUAGGCCCUGCUCAGCAGCACUUGGUUACAGAGGCACUAGGCCUGCGUGGGGGUGAUUUGUGUACCAGCAAGGGGGGUCGAAGGGACAGCCACGCUCCCUGCACUAGAGCACAUGGCCUAGUGUGCAUAUCUGCUGUCUCCUGCAGUUGCCCACUCCCUACACAUUUAGAUGUCUGGGGGUCUGUGUCACCUCUAAGGAAAGCAAAGCAAGAAACACUGACUCACCCAGGCAGGUAGGAGCCAGCCAGGGGAAUGUCUGUUGGACCUGGGAAAACUGUGGCAUAAUGCCCAUUCUGUGCCAUUGUGGUGGCCAUGGGACCAUGCAGGCUGUGGUUUGCCUGUACGCUGGCAAUGCUCCUUUCUGAGGCAGCGCUUGCACGUGUGCGUGUGCCUGUUUGUAAUAUGCAUCGUUGCUGGACCUCGGUUUAUUCUCCUGCCUCCUUUGCAGAGUCUCCAGAAGAUCCAGGUUCUCACCAGUGCUGCUCAUAGCUGGGCAUGGGGAUGUUCCACCAUAAGUCAGUUGAGGAACAGUUCCAAGUUUGUCAGUCCAGCCCCCACCAUGCCCCUAAGAUCACUGUGAUGGGGAAGCAGACCCACUCUUCCUUUCGGUUUAUUUUGGGCCCCUGAGCUGGCCUACCCACUGGAGCCACCCCGCCUGUCCCUUCCUAGUCUGUACAAUGAUCCUGCAGCCACUGCGUGGAACAAAUCACCUGAAAGUGCUGCUGCAGGUUUUGUGAAAUCGUGUCCUCCCAGCCCACCCUCCCCCUAGCCACACACUGGGUAUAACACCCGGAGAGAGUUGUCCAGCCCCCAUACAGAGCCUGUGCCCAGAGAUGCUGAGGGGGAGACCGGCUGCUGGGAGGAGGCACACAGGGAAUACAGGAAAAUGCUCCUUUUCCUGUUCUUGAUUUGAGUUCGUGUAUUGACUGAUGUUGUCAGUGCUGCUUGUUGAUAUUGUGAUCAGCUCUCAUGUCAGCGUGCGCCUGUAGCAGUGAUUGGCAACCUGCCACGAGGCUCAACAGGGUGGGCCGCUGGCGGGCUGUCAGACAGGUUGUAGGCUUGCAUUCACAGGUACAGCCGCCUGCAGCUCCUUUUGAAUGUGGUUUGCCAUUCUUGGACAAUGGGCGCUGCAGGUGGCCGUCCCUGUGGACAUACGGUAAACAACCUGUCAGGCAACCCCACCAGCAGCUUAUCCCACAGGCUGCCCACUGCUAGUCUACAUCGUGUUUGGACACCUGCUGCAGGCCUGAGCCGGGCUCAAGCCAAAGGGCUGCUUACCUACGAUGUUAACAUUCAUGCUCGGGCUGGAGCCAGGGGUCUAGGAUGCUGCGAGGUGGGAGGGUCCCAGAGCUCAAGCUGCAGCCUGGUCCCCAGAAGCCUUAGUCAGCUGGAAUAGGUAAGUCAUGGGCUUUUCUUGCAGUGUAGAGCAAGCCUCUGGGACUGCUGAAAAGCAGCACUUUGUCCAGAACGAGUGGGGGCAGGGAUGUCUCAGUUUCUCUUUUUGAGCGUAUGGCUGGAAUUGGCCAUCAGCCAAGAGCAGGGCAUGGGACUUUUGUUGGCUUCCAACAGAGCCUCUGCCAGCAGGUUUGGCACUUCAGGGCAGUAGCACCAAGCAGCUUCUGUGUUGGCAUUCUUGGCUGAGGGUUCAGGGAAUUUCUCCUGCACAGUGGGUCACGUUUGUUUUGAACAUGUGGCCUGCACCUUCCCUGCUCUGUAUUUUACAACCGCACUGUGCAGCGAGCUCUGGGUUCCCUCUGCCCUGCCUGCUUUGGGGGUGCACUCGCGGAGUGUUCACAGGAGGCUGGGUCUGGGCUGUCAGACAGCAUUGGUCACACAAAAAAGUAGUCUCUAAUCUUACCACCACACUAUAUGUUGUCAUUGUGUCUCCGAAGACAAACUUACCUGUUUGUUGGGUAAAUGGAUGGACAUUUUCUUCUGUGAUCCCAGUCAGUUCUGUACCUGUCAAGCAUAUUGCUAACUGUUUCUUCCUAGUACCUAAAAUUCCUGGUAUAUCUUGUAAUGAAUUGUAUAAAUACUUUAUUAAGAAUAAAUAAAAGCUAAAUAAAAUGGU
This is a messenger RNA of Pelodiscus sinensis (Chinese soft-shelled turtle), 3161 nucleotides long. It is a transcript of the gene RGS4, whose product is annotated as regulator of G protein signaling 4. NCBI's taxonomy places the organism in Eukaryota, Metazoa, Chordata, Testudines, Trionychidae. The record is from RefSeq and is a predicted model, not a curated record.